This is a messenger RNA of Mugil cephalus (flathead mullet), 6177 nucleotides long. It is a transcript of the gene amigo1, whose product is annotated as adhesion molecule with Ig-like domain 1. NCBI's taxonomy places the organism in Eukaryota, Metazoa, Chordata, Actinopteri, Mugiliformes, Mugilidae. The record is from RefSeq and is a predicted model, not a curated record. Bases 731 to 2269 code for a protein of 512 amino acids. The transcript is spliced from 2 exons. Gene Ontology annotation, molecular function: protein binding. Gene Ontology annotation, biological process: brain development.
UUUCAGUGCGCCCUUGGUGCGCUCACGUUGCAAACAGCGCCUUCUGGGUUUGAAAGCACCACCGCUGCCGAAAAGCAAACACGCCAACCACUGCAGACGAAGCAGCAGAAGGAGCGCGGCGCGGAGAAGGCAGCAGGCCUAUGAGGAGCCACGGGAAGCCAGUCAGCUACAGAGUGCCCUAUCCUAAUGGUCUCCAUGGCUGCUAAUGAGAGCCGACGAGAGCCAGACCAGCUCGAAAUGCGCCAGUUAUCUGGGAAAGACGGAUGCGCAGCCGCGUGUACGCGAAGCAGUAUGUUCCGCUGAAAUCAAAGACAGCUGGUUAGGAACUGCACCGACGCUUCUCGUUUUAAACGGCGCGAGUUGUCUGAUCUUUACGUAACCCCGAUUGUUUUUCUUAGUAAUUUUGCGCCGAGUAUUGGAUGCCCUGUGGACCGGGAUUAUUUUGGCGAGGGGACCUCUAGUGCUCUCCCUCCUCCCCGCAUCCGCUGUCGUCCUCAGCAGCAGCAGCGGCGGCAGCAGCAGACACGGACACAGUCAGACGGGAGCUGUUUUGCGUGCAGCUCCAUUGUAAACAAACGAGGAGCAGUUUUAAUGAAAGCAGGCGUCGCUUCGUGCCGGUUGAAGACUUCAGUCAGCAAUGUCCCCGGGAAUCCUCCAGCUGCUAUUCUGUGCUUUUCUUCUGAGAAUGGGAUCGUAGUAAACCUCUCCGGGAUUUAGAACAACUGCUAGCAUGUUGCAACCUUCCACCAGAACAGGUGACAGCCUGUUGGAAACAUUACCUCACUGGAGUAAGCCCCAGACAUGGGUCCUAUUCCUCGCACUCUGCGUGACACCCCUCUGGUUACCAGGGGCGGCGGGAUCCACGCUAAACUGCCACAAGACGUGCAUCUGCGCGUCAAACAUCGUGAGCUGCUCCAAGAUGAAUUUGACCAGCGUCCCGACCGGCCUGCCGCUCUACACCGCUGUGCUGGAUCUCAGCUACAAUGAGAUAGCGCGGCUUCGGGCUGAGUGGACCCAAGUGAAGCUCCCGAACCUCCACAACCUCCUGCUUAGCCACAACGGUCUUCACUUCCUGUCUUCAGAGGCGUUCAUAUAUGUGAAGCACCUGCGCUACUUGGACCUCUCCUCCAACAACUUGCGGCAGCUGGAUGAGUUCAUUUUUGAGCCUUUGGUCAAUCUUGAGGUCCUCUUGCUGUACAAUAACCAAAUUUCACAGAUUGACCGCUCAGCCUUUCUUGGCGUGGUCAACCUCCAGAAGUUGUAUCUCAGCCAGAACCAAAUCUCCCGCUUCCCAGUGGAGCUCGUGAAGGAAAAGACAGGCCUGGAGAAGCUCAGCCUCCUGGAUGUGUCCUCCAAUAAGAUCAAGCUGCUGCCCAUCGAUGAGCUUGAGGUGCUGCCCGCCUGGAUUAAGAAUGGCCUCUACUUCCACAACAACCCACUGCUGUGCAGCUGUGAUCUCUACACACUUCUAGCCCACUGGUACAUUCGAAAGCUCAACUCCGCUGUGGAUUUUAAAGACAACUACACGUGUGUUCUGUCCCCGCAGAAAAAGCAGGAACUCGUUUUUGAUCUCAGUGGUGACAGUAUGAACUGUAGCACAUUCGUCGAGGCAGAUGAAGAGGCUUUCCUGGAGCAGACGCUGAUCCUUGGCUGUGACACCAAACACAGGAACAUGUAUAAGACCUGGACGCUGCCCGGUAAUGUGCCGGUCGUACCGGGAAGCAACCAGACAGCUAAAGUCUUAUCAGAUGGGAAACUGCAGAUUAGUCCAGUGAGGUCUGAGGACUCUGGGACCUACACUUGCUUUGCCACGAGUGAGGCCUUCAAUGAGACUAUCUACGUGGUGCUCAAAGUUUACAACUUCACCAUGCACGGCGGUGGGGAGACCCUGAAUACAGCCUACACCACCUUGGUGGGCUGCUUGGCCAGCGUGGUGCUGGUGCUUAUGUACCUUUACCUGACACCAUGUCGCUGUUUCUGCUGCCCCAACAAGAGUAAGAACCGGGGUGAGGACAGCAUCCACUCCUCGAUGCUCAGCGUGACGCCGACCCACGGGGACCCAGCGCUCAAGGCCGAGCUGAACAGACACGUGGCGUUCAUAGACUCCAAGGACUUGCAGGGCCAGAACGGCAAGGUGAACCCUAACGGGGAAGAGGACGAUGACGACGAUCUGGAUGCAGAGGCUGGUUCUCUUAUGAAGGGGAAGAGGAAGAAGUCAGUAGCAGAGUCCAUUAGCUCCGUCUUCUCAGAUACUCCCAUGGUGGUCUGAGACGAGAACGGCAAAGGCACGACGGGAUGUGUACGGUGCCACGUCAGCCAUAUUUUAUUUAAAGUAAACUGUGACUGCUGAGGGAUUUUCAUCGGUAGUCGCUGUCAAGAGGAAAGAAGGAUCUCAAAGGGAGUAAAUAACAAACUGUCUCACUGUCGAAAAGGACAAGAGGCAGGACUUUUCCAGCAUUUUAAUCUGUAGCACUCAAUAGUCAUACUGUGAAGGGAUGGCAGUGAACAGUGGAAACUGUAAGGCUUAUGAGAGUAGACAAUAUGUUGUUGAUAUUAGCACUCAGGAAGCGAUAUUAAAGUGCAAAAGUGUGGGAAAUACACAUGAUGAAAUGCACAGAUUGAAGUAAGAUGAAAAAAAAAACAUAGUUCACACAUAGCAUAUAUCGAUACCAUGGCUUGCUCAUAAUUAUAUUUAUCAUGAAGGAUUAGAAUAGACUACAUCUUAUGUAAACAUUAGAGCUUAGAUACCCCUCCUCUAUCAGCACAGAGACAGACUUAGCUCGACUAGACGGACUGACGUCACCGGGCUAUGAAUACGUCAGACUAUCUAUCAUCUAUAGUGAAACAGCAUGCCAUGAAACCACAUUGAGAACCCAGGCUGAUCUGCAGUAUGUGAAUGGGAUAAAGGAAAUAUAGAUCCAUGCUAUGUUUAGUCUUCUAUGUUGAGAAAGCGGCAGCACAAAUACGUUAAGAGGCCACCGCAGGUCAUUUUUUAUCCUGCUUCAUAGCUGACACUUAGUUGCAUUCAGAUGGUGUUAGUUAGACUGAUACUUAUUCGUAGUUUUAGUCGCAUAUAGUGAUAUAGGAGGGAGGUUGCUUCCUUUAUUAGAUUAAGGGUUCAAUUUGCAUAGAUCUUUGGUGCAAAAAUGUUAACUAGUUCGAGGCACAUGUUACCAAUAGCUGAAUUGUGUAUCAACGUAGUCGCCUCUUAGUUCCUGCAGAUCCACAGUAUAACCCAAAAUAAACUUUUGCAGUCUUACACAAUUAAAAACAUGGACCACCUCCAACAGAUACACAUUAGGAGCAGGGAAGUAUUUUGUUUUGAAUGAUUAUCAACAUAAUGUCCCAAUUCUGUAUACAGAAGGGUACCAGAGUCCUUACAAGGACGAACAGGGCUCUGUUUGUUGUCCGCUGAGGUGCCACUUAUUGUCUGGUUUGACUUGGCCAUGUUAUAGCGUUAGUUUCUGUCAGUCACCACACCAGGAAGUCAAAAAGCAAGCCAAUGAGAAACGCUGCAAACGCGUUCUGUACGAAAAAUGUGCACCGUGCACCAAAUCCCGAAAUAUUUUCAUGUACAAAGCCAAAGUUGUUGUCACGAGUCACAAAUGAUGUCGUAGAUUUGAAUAUUUGAUCGGAGGGACAGUUCCAGUUUCCACUGUCACAAUGAAAAUGUAGCUGUUUUGCUCUGUGGUAGUUAGAAUGUACUGUGUUAGCAGGUAAAUAACUGUAAAACCUUCAUGGUUCCUCCAAAAAAAAUCAAGCUAAUGAGUAAUACUGAUGAAGCUGUAAACGGGUUCACAGGAAAACGUCCAUUUUAGUGUUUGUAGCUGCAGACGAGGAACAUUUCUAGAGACACAGGGGACCCACGUUUUUUCAAAAAGAUCCCUUUGUCUGGACAUUAAUUAUUAAAUCUUUUGUAAAAUUGAAUUUAAAUUCAACAUCCAAGACACCUGGUAUGCUGUGCAUAUUUCAUUAACAAGGUUGAAACAGGAGACUGAGUCUUGGCAUAAAGGAGAAAGAAUGGUUUCAUUAAACUGUGCGUCGCUCGUGUCAUAGAACGACAAGGCUAGCCUGGUGUAAAUGCUAAUUGCAUCUUUUGAUUGGAUGUAGCCCCCAUCUGCUUUUCACGUCUUUGUCUCUCUGAGCCGGAUGGGAUCGGCGUGUUAUCAUGAGUCACAGCAGCACAAAGCCAUUCUCCCUGGCUCCAUGUUCACUGACGGCCUCGGUUAAGCCCAGAUGUGUUUGCUUUGUUUGUGUACCUCUGUCAUUAUGAGGCUGGCCUUUUAAGUUCAAAAGUAAUCAUUCAACUGGGCAAUGAAUGCAGUGCCCUUUGAGUCUUCAAUCUGUUUAUGAGGGAAUCGCCGGCAGCUUUCUUUGGAGAUUUUCACUCCCGACUGAGUCACAGAGUUGGAAAAUACUUAAGAAUUUCUUUUGUUCCAGUUAAAAGAAAUAGUAAAAAAUAUACAAAAUAUCCCAGAGUUAUAGAAAUGACAUACAUCUUGCCACUAAAUGUCAAUCUGGCUCUGCACACCUGUCUGGGUGCAAUGGGGUUUUACGCAAAAUUGCUGGAAUAUUCACAUUAUGAGGUGCUGCUGUGCACACAGCAUAACGUGUGGGCGAGAAAAAGGAAGUCGCACUCGUCAGAAAGGUGGCGCGUGAAUCAUUUCACUCUCUCACACGUUGGAAUACCAGGUGGAGGAAAACAGAGCGGCGAAAAAUAUCGCGACGCCCCAAAAUAAGGACACAUUUGGUGCUGCCGCAGACUGGCUGCAGUUGGCCAAGACUGUCGCCUCUAAAAGGGAUCCCGCUUUUAUGAAUUACAUGUGAUGUUCUCUGGCCUCAUUUGACAGCCCAUAUUUCACAGCUACACAAACUACCAGACCAUUGUGUAACAGAAAUGUUUGCAACCAAAGUGUCACGCCAUUUAAAUCUGCCGCGGCUAACGGUAGUCUUCUCCCCUGUGGCAUCACUCAAAUUACUAGUUGCAGUUCUGUAUAGAGAUAAAACUAAGUGAUAUUGCAAAGGUCCUGACAUAGAGGAGAAGAGUGGCUUUGUUCUCUCCAAAGCAAACCAGCCUUCCUAUAUAUAGCUAUAUAUAAAGUAUAUAUAUAUAUAAGUAUUGAGACUCACUUUCUGUGUUCAGUAUUGAUUAGUUGUGUACUGCUAUGUUCUACCAAUGUACUGACUGUGUUCUUGUGUAACCCAAUGUUGAUGUUCAUUUUGCAUUUCGUCCGCCGCCGUGCUACUGUUAGCUGUUUCGACAUUCAAGUCUUGAUAUAAAUGUUUAUUUUUUAAGCCGGGUGGGGUUUAGUUUUUUAUUGAAAGAGGACAUAUUUUACACUUGCUAACGACGGAGAACGAGGCGAACCAUAAAAUAUGCUUGUACGUGAACCAGGAACAGCAUGGGAUGAGAGCCGGGGUUAGAAAUGAGUGGAUAUGAUGCAGUGGUAACGUAGCCACCCGUUAUUUUCAGUCAGUAUUUGACUUAGGUCAAACGCAAUUAUAAACACAGUGCUUUAUCUGAUAUAUUGGGGAGCUGAAAGUAGGUGCAUUCUCCAGCAUACAUGACAAAUAAACUAUAUUUCCGUCCCUUUAAAAUUAAUAACUUGGCAUGAAGGAAAAUUUUAAGAGAUCUUUCCAGCAACGCCAAUAAAAAAAAAAAAAAAUCUUUUUAGUAUCAUGUCAGUUCUAAUGAGAUAAAGGUUUUCAUAUUCGCGGCAUGAGAAAAAUCUUAAGCUCUGUGGCGCGUGCAGUUUACCCUUUGCUAUUUACAUUAAUAGUAACAGACUUCAGACGAAGAGGGUGGUCCCUUCACUGCCCGGCACACAACUCCAUUCAUCCAACUAUGAAGUAGCAAUUACGGGAACAUCCGUGUCAGGGUGAGGCUAAAAGCUCGUUGCUGUGACAGUGAGUGCUACUACAAGUGUCUGCAGGAGAAGAAGGAAGCUUUCAACAGCAUUAAAAGCACUGAGUUUAUUGACCACUGCUUCAAAGAUGAGAUGAUUGGUCACUGCCACUAAAAACUUUAAAAGGGUUUUGCAGCUAAAGUGGAAUGGCUUUGCAUGGUAUGCAUAACAGCUUCUCUGACUGCAGGAUAAGUGGAAAAUAAUAGGCAUUAAAGAAAAAUAAUUCAGAUAUAUCAUUUGACUUAAUAAAAUACUCAAGAUUUACACUUUG